Molecule: messenger RNA, 1021 nt
Organism: Prunus dulcis (almond)
Lineage: Eukaryota; Viridiplantae; Streptophyta; Magnoliopsida; Rosales; Rosaceae
Product: disease resistance protein RUN1-like
Exons: 2
Coding region: 80-1021 (313 amino acids)
Source: RefSeq, a predicted model, not a curated record
UUGGAAGGGACACAGGUUUCUUCCAAGGCUGAAAACACUCAACCUCAGCCAUUCACAUAGCCUAACGACAACCCCUGACAUGUCAGGGCUCCCUAAGCUUGAGAGAUUAAUUCUUAAAGAUUGCAUAAACUUGGUUGAGGUUAAUGAGUCCAUUGGAGACUUAGAGAACCUUGUUCACUUGAACCUAAGAGACUGCAAAAAUCUGAUGAAGCUUUCAACGAGUAUUAGAAGGUUGGGAUCUCUUCAGGACCUCAUUCUUUCGGGUUGCUCAAAACUUGAGCAUCAUUCCAACACAAAUGCAACAAAUCAGGUAGACUCCACAGUUGGUGCUAUGAAGAAAUUCAAUCUGUUAUCAACUAAGUUAUGGCAAUCAAUCGAGUCGUGGAUAUUGCCAAGAAAAAAUCUUGUAUCUUUCUCAUUGGCAAGUUUACCACAUUCAAUCGAAAGGCUAAGUCUUGCUCACUGCAAUGUAGCAGAGAUUCCUAGUGAACCUGGUGCCCUAUCGUCAUUGAAGCAUUUGGAUCUAUCUGCAACCCCAAUUCUGAACCUACCAGGAAACAUGAAGGGUCUUAUUAUGCUCCAGACUCUGUUGGUAGAAGGUUGCGCAAAGCUCCAAGCGCUUCCAGAGCUCCCAGUCAGUUUAAACUCACUGGAAGCAGGUCAUUGUACAUCAUUGAAAAAAGUAACAAAUUUACCAAACAUUUUCACAUCAAUGAGUAAAAAUCUUUGGGAUUGCAAUGAAUUAGUUGAAGUAGAAAGCUUGUUUGAAAUGAAACCAUUGAGAAAUGUUGACAUAGAAAUGAUUAAAAAUUUGGGAUUGUUCAAUUUGGAAUCCAACGAAACCUCUGAGGUCGAAAUGAUCAACUACUUGACAAAUACAACCAAGAAGUGUCGCCUUCAGGUUCUCUCUCUCUCUCUCUCUCUCUCUCUCUCUCUCUCUCUCUCUCUCAUUUAUAGUUGUCAUGGUUAUCAUUUCUAUUGCCCAAGGGCUAGCUGUUUGAAUAAUUUGGAAACUAAUUAG